AAACUAAUGGAAGUCCUUGUAAAAACCACGUAAGGAAAUAGGAGCCAAGUGUAGCAAAGAAUCCGUGUGCAAAAGCAGCGUAUGUGACAACAAUUUAUGUUCGGAAUGUUCUCUUGAGAUUGGUUGUCAAGCAGGACACUUUUGUGAUUUUAUUAGUGAUCCCUUUACUGCCAACAAGUGCACGAAGAUGGCUGACCAAGGUGGGUCAUGUAGUGAAGAUCAGCAUUGCCUUGGUGGAUUUUGCAUCGUUGAAGAACAAAAAUGCGCUCAGUGCAGAGUAGACAGUGACUGUGACCCGACUGACUACUGCAACCGUUUGAAAGGAAACGCAUGCAUCAACAAAGUUGCGAAUGGGGGACUGUGUAAUGAUGAUAACGAAUGCUUGGACAACAUAUGCAUCGAUUCACGAUGUGCGAGUUGUUUUGGUAACAGUGAAUGUCCUUCGGAGCAGUACUGUGAAGGAAAUCAAUGCACAUAUAAGAAAGAGCGGGGUGCAGCAUGUUCUUCAGAUAGUGAAUGUGUUUCAUCUAUCUGUGAUGGUCUUUGCGGAUCUUGUAAAUAUGACGAACAGUGUCCCAGUACACAAUAUUGCAAUGGUAUCGAAGAUCAAUCCGUGGCUAACGAGUGUAUUGUAAAAUUAGAAGUCGGAGUCGUAUGCAGUCGCAAACAGGCAUGUGCCGAUGGACACUGUAAUGGUGUAUGUGGACAAUGUACUGAUAGCUUCAACUGUAGAUAUGAUGAGUAUUGUCAUGGGCAAAACUCCCCUGAUGUUCCGCGAGUGUGUAAAAGAUUAUUGGAAAAUGGCAAAAAGUGUACAGAUGAUGAGCAAUGCAUGGAGAAUGUGUGUAUAUCCACAACUGGGGUCUGUGGAGGAUGCGAAGAGGAUAAAGACUGUGGCCUGUGGUCUUUCUGUGAGAACGUACAGGACAAGUUCAAAGACUGCAAAAAUAAAUUAGCAAACGGAAAUAAAUGUGAACGAGAUACCCAAUGUCGAACAGGCCAUUGUGACUUUGUUUGUGGUCAGUGUAAUGCUGAUAACGACUGCUUACCUGAGGAAUACUGCUCUGGGAUGGGUGAUCCUGAUACGGCAAACACCUGCGAAUACAGAGUGCAUCUUGGAGAAUCCUGUUCCCGAGUUCAGGAAUGUAUGGCUCCUCUCUGCGUGGAUAAUAUUUGCACAGAGUGUACCAGCAAUAGUGACUGCGAUGACAUCAGUUACUGUGAAUUCCGAACAUUAGCCCCUAAAUAUGCAACAUGCGUUCCGAAGAAACGCUUUAAUAAUGCAUGUAAGCAGGACUCUAUGUGCCUAUCAGGAAUGUGUCUCCGAGGAGUUUGUAAAGACUGUGUGGUCGGAUCGGAUUGUCCCCAAUUCAUAAGUGCACAAUUUUGUUCAAGGGACAACAGAUGUGUAACUAAAAUACAAACUGGUUCUAGUGUUAUUUGCUUUUCACACAGUGAAUGCGCCUCUGAUAAUUGCUGUAGGAAUAGAUGUAGCAGAACGUGGUGUUGAACACAAACGUUGAAAAGCACUCAAGUUCAACAAAUAAUAGAGACACUUAGCCAAGUGGAUGAUCAUUGAAGUAUGGGCUUAAAACAAAACAUACAGCUCAUCGAUCAAACGUAUGUGUAUUUGAUCUUUGUUCAUCAAAUAUAUGUAUCUACAUAUAUAAGAUAAGAUUAAAAUAAAUUACAUUAAAAUAAUGAUACCGUGACAGAUGUAGAAGUAGUGGGGUCUUUUUGAGUUCUCGUUUAAGCCUUAACAACUGAAAUACUACUCUCAAUAUCACUUCCCAAACUUAGUAUAGAGGUAGUGAAACAUGAGCAAUGGGACAAAUCUACGCUGAAUACGUAUACUGUUAUUUUGUGUGUAAUAUGGUUUCUGACGUUAAUGAAU
Owenia fusiformis is the source of this 1894-nucleotide messenger RNA. The record is from the annotation of a GenBank genome assembly. NCBI's taxonomy places the organism in Eukaryota, Metazoa, Annelida, Polychaeta, Sabellida, Oweniidae.